AUGGCGGUGUCCGCGGCCAGGGUGGCCGUCGCCACGGCCGUCUCCUUAGCCGUGCACUGGCUCCUCAGGUCCUUCCUCCAGGCGCAGCACCCCUCGCUUGGCAUGCUCCUCCCGGCCGCCGUCUUCCUCGGCAUUGCCGCGACUGGCAACGCUGGCGCCGCCAACGCGCCGCCGGGGCCGGCGGCCGUGCCCGUGUUCGGCAACUGGCUGCAGGUGGGCAACGACCUCAGCCACCGCUUCCUGGCGCGCCUGUCCGCGCGGUACGGGCCCGUCUUCCGCCUCCGCCUCGGCGUGCGCAACCUGGUGGUCGUCUCCGACCCGCGCCUCGCCACGGAGGUGCUGCACACGCAGGGGGUGGAGUUCGGCUCCCGCCCCCGCAACGUCGUCUUCGACAUCUUCACCGCCAACGGCGCCGACAUGGUCUUCACCGAGUACGGCGACCACUGGCGCCGCAUGCGCCGUGUCAUGACGCUGCCCUUUUUCACCGCGCGCGUGGUGCAGCAGUACAGGGACAUGUGGGAGGCCGAGAUGGACGCCGUCGUCUCCGACAUCUCCGCGGACGGCGCGGCCCAGCGCGCCGGCUUCGUCGUGCGCCGCAGGCUGCAGCUCAUGCUCUACAACAUCAUGUACCGGAUGAUGUUCGACGCGGGCUUCGACUCUGUCGACGACCCCAUGUUCGUGGAGGCCACCAGGUUCAACUCCGAGCGCAGCCGCCUCGCGCAGAGCUUCGACUACAACUACGGCGACUUCAUCCCCAUCCUGCGCCCCUUCCUGCGCGGCUACCUCAGGAAGUGCAAGGACCUGCAGACCAGGAGGCUCGCCUUCUUCAACAACAACUACGUCGAGAAGAGAAGAAAGGUCAUGGACACGCCGGGGGACAAGAACAAGCUCAGGUGCGCCAUCGACCACAUCCUCCAGGCGGAGAAGAACGGCGAGAUCACCUCGGAGAACGUCAUCUACAUCGUCGAGAACAUCAACGUCGCGGCCAUCGAGACCACGCUCUGGUCCAUCGAGUGGGCGCUCGCAGAGGUCGUCAACCACCCGGUUGUGCAGCGCAAGGUCCGCGACGAGAUCAAGGCCGUCGUCAGCGACGACGAGCCCAUCACAGAGUCCACCAUCCACAGCCUCCCCUACCUGCAGGCCGUCAUCAAGGAGACGCUGCGCCUCCACUCGCCCAUCCCGCUCCUCGUCCCGCACAUGAACCUCGAGGAGGCCAAGCUCGGCGGCUACACCAUCCCCAAGGGCUCCAAGGUGGUGGUCAACGCAUGGUGGCUGGCCAACAAUCCGGAGCUGUGGGAGAAGCCCGAGGAGUUCCGGCCGGAGCGGUUCCUUGGCGAGGAGAAGAGCGUGGACGCCACCGUCGGCGGGAAGGUGGACUUCCGGUUCCUGCCGUUCGGCGUGGGCCGCCGCAGCUGCCCCGGGAUCAUCCUGGCGCUGCCCAUCCUCGCGCUCAUCGUCGGGAAGCUCGUGCGCAGCUUCGAGAUGGUACCACCGCCGGGCGUGGAGAAGCUCGACGUCAGCGAGAAAGGAGGACAGUUCAGCCUGCACAUUGCAAAGCACUCUGUCAUCGCCUUCCACCCCGUCUCUGCAUGA
Miscanthus lutarioriparius is the source of this 1593-nucleotide messenger RNA. The record is from the annotation of a GenBank genome assembly. NCBI's taxonomy places the organism in Eukaryota, Viridiplantae, Streptophyta, Magnoliopsida, Poales, Poaceae.